Aspergillus costaricaensis CBS 115574 is the source of this 1362-nucleotide messenger RNA. RefSeq lists its product as uncharacterized. NCBI's taxonomy places the organism in Eukaryota, Fungi, Ascomycota, Eurotiomycetes, Eurotiales, Aspergillaceae. The record is from RefSeq and is a predicted model, not a curated record. The coding region runs from base 463 to 1245 and encodes 260 amino acids. The transcript has a single exon.
UGGUUGUUCAUUGAGAAAUAUACAAGAAUAGUCGAUACAAUAAAUGUAUUGUGGAGAUGCACUUUCCAACCAACUGCCAUCAGCAUGCAUUUCCCAGCCACCAACAAGCAAAGUGACUGGGGUUGAUUGACUCCGCACUGGAGCCCCGAUAAUCGCCUUCGAUAAGCGCAUCCAGCACCUUCCAUCGCUCUUCUGACUCAAGCAUCGCCUCGUCCAACAUGAACUGUCAUUGACUGUCUCAUACGAGCAGUAAUCUUGACUUGUCACUUUCAUCAGACUUGCUUCCUGACCGUCACCGCUAUUGCCAUCCCUUAAAUCUCUCAGUUGCAGGCACAGACGUCAUUGCCGUCGAUCAUCGCAUCGAUCCAGCCAGCAACCCGUUGGAUCAGGUUAUCCUUCUGUUCCUACCACGUAUCAUUCCUCAACAACCCCUCCGGUUCCUGCUCUCUUCAACUUUGCGCAAUGCAGCCUUCGCAGGAGAACCAAAGCAAUCAGCCUGAUCGGCCAGGUACUCCGCCGCGCCCGCCUUACUCGCCCGUGACUCCCGUCUUUGCCCAUCUUGUGCCUGUCACGAACGCCGCCGCGGGGAACGGCGCUCCUCACCCUAUUGUUCCUCCUGCUGCGUCACCUUCGCCAACAACAAGAGUGCCCCCGUAUGGUUCAUCAGCGGACUUUACCCCGCCGGCUGCAGCCCCCGUGUUUGCGCCCGAGCCGGCCGCCGUCCCGAUCUCGGAGAGCGAGAACCCAGAUGCCAUUGCUCUGCGAUCCGCGAUCUCUAUCCUUCAGCUCCAGAAGCAGCAAAGCAUGCGGGAUAUUCAGACGCUAGAAAAGUUCAAGAAGGCCGCAGCAGAGGAUCCAGAAGGGUUCGCCCGCGAACUGGCAGCGGGAAAUCUGUCGGCUAAGGAUACAGGGGCUUUCAUCAACUUCACUCAUGACAAAGACUCGGGGGACGAGGAGGUAGAGAGUCCGAAGAGAGGCGUUUAUUCUGGGCUAGGGACCCUGCCCACGCCGCAGAAUGUUGUCCGCAUGCCUCCCAUCAACUGGAACAAGUACCAGAUCGUGGGCGAACCGUUGGAUAAGAUGCACGAGGAGCAGCGGAGGCGGCCGUCGUCCGGUGAACCCAGACGCGACGAUAGUUCUCAAAGAGCGCCGGAGCAUGUUCUGGCUUCGCCGUAUCGGCCUCUAGUAGACAAACUAGAGAGUCCGGGAAAGGCUAAAGGCACCAACAGAAACAAGAAAACUUGAUAAUCAGUGAUUAUUGGAAAAGCUAGUUACAAGAACCGUCCAGUGAACCGUCAAGCUUUGGUACAUGAGUGGACAUUCAUCUUACUAUGUAAUUCAAAGAGACAGAAUCAGAGGGUA